CCAGCCUGCUUGAACUGAAGGAGCCUUUGCGCCGCUCCAUGGAGGACAGCAGUACCAUUAAAUCGUCGAUUCCCCACCUCACAGACGUCGAUUGGGAUAUGUUGGAGCAGCUUCGGGAAGUUUUGAAGCCCUUGCUCGACAUUACUGAGCUCCUUGGAGGGGACAAGUACGUUACUCGGUCUGUACUUAUUCCAGCCUUAAAACUGCUAAAGAAUAAAAUGAAGACGAAUGACUGUGACCCUGCCUUCAUCUGCCGCUUCAAGGCCAUGCUGGUGGACUCUAUCGAUGAGAGGCUUCGCGCGUGGCCGCAAUACAACGACUAUGAACUGGCAACGUGUCUCGAUCCUCGUUUCAAGAGCCUCGCACGCAUCGAAAAAGAUCGCCGCAAACUUGUGUGGGAAAGGCUUUCCCAGCUAACACAUGCGUCUUCGGACGAUUCUACUGAUCUAACGCCCAAGAAAAAAAGAAAAUACGUUUUCUCGGAGGAAAAUGAAGAACCCACCAUCUCCUGCCAAGUGUCGCUUUAUCGAUCGAUGGCCGAGGUGACGGACGAUGAACUGGACCCACUACAGUGGUGGCGAGCUCAGGGCUCCCUGUUUCCUCAAAUUGUGCCAAUUGUGAAGAGUGUGAUGUGUGUCCCAGUCACCUCAACGCCCUGCGAGCGUCCGUUCAGCGCAGCAGGGAUGAUCGUCAACAAACAAAAAAACUCGCUCCUGCCGGAAAAUGUCAACAAACUUCUUUGCCUCCGCAGCUGGGGUUGUGAUCUGUGAGUGCGUUACAUCAACGUUUAUUCUCAAUUAAGUUUGUAUAUAUGCGCCGUUUAUCAUACAAUAAAACAAAUUGUAAGGACAAAAUGUCUACUUUUGCUUUUUACUAAAG
Molecule: messenger RNA, 879 nt
Organism: Ixodes scapularis (black-legged tick)
Lineage: Eukaryota; Metazoa; Arthropoda; Arachnida; Ixodida; Ixodidae
Exons: 1
Coding region: 39-770 (243 amino acids)
Molecular function (GO): protein dimerization activity
Source: RefSeq, a predicted model, not a curated record